GCUGCUGGGGAGAGUCUCUCUCUCUCGUGUUAUCGGUAAAAGAUUCUCUGAUCUGCCUCACUGUAACUCCCUAGCUGCUUCUAAGAAUAUCCUCCGUCCGUGCGGCAAUGGCGGAAGCUUCGGCCGCUCAAAAUCCGUCUCUCUCCGAGUUGGAGUCCGAAAAUUAUCUGGAAGAAGGCGGAUGCAAUAUCUGUUAGAGAAAGAAGAGACAAACGCUAAGUCUGUGGAAGUGGAAGAGGCAGUUCCUACUCCAACGGAAGAGGUUGCAGAGAAAGCCGAGGAAUCACCUCCUGCUGUAGAAAGCAACCCCGUUUCUGCUGUUGAAGAGAAAGCUGGAGAUCUUGAAGAGUGUUCUGAGGCUCCUCCUGCUGCCGAAGAAAAGAAUGAUGGUGAAGAAGCUGCUGAGGAGGAGGCCCCUGGGAUCAAGCUUGAGACAGCCCCAGCGGACUUCCGUUUCCCAACAACCAACCAAACAAGGCAUUGCUUCACUCGUUACAUUGAGUAUCACAGAUGUGUGGAGGCCAAGGGUGAAGAUGCUCAAGAAUGUGAUAAGUUUGCAAAAUAUUACCGCUCUCUGUGUCCCAGCGAAUGGAUAGAGAGAUGGAACGAGCAAAGGGAGAACGGAACUUUCCCGGGUCCUCUUUAAGUUCAGGUUCAACUGCUGAAUUCUCGGGGCGUUGCCCUCAUUUUUUUUAGAGUUGUUAUAAUAAGAUUCAUGUCUCUGUGUUUUUGGGUUUACAAGCCAAGCCAUGUUGGUGGUGUUCCCUCUCAUUAAACUUGAGAUUUCUCUCUGCCCAAAGCUCUCAAAUCUCAGAGGUUGUAUUAUUGAUUUAUAUGAUAUAUACAUGUACAUUCAUGUAUGUAGCCAGAUGCCUACCGAAAGCACAAAUUAAAAAAGAGUAGACUAUCCAAUUUUUUAUUUGCUAAA
This is a messenger RNA of Tarenaya hassleriana, 928 nucleotides long. Its product is annotated as cytochrome c oxidase subunit 6b-1-like. The coding region runs from base 182 to 646 and encodes 154 amino acids. The transcript has 6 exons. The record is from RefSeq and is a predicted model, not a curated record. Gene Ontology annotation, cellular component: mitochondrion; respiratory chain complex IV. NCBI's taxonomy places the organism in Eukaryota, Viridiplantae, Streptophyta, Magnoliopsida, Brassicales, Cleomaceae.